Messenger RNA from Paramuricea clavata, 879 nucleotides. Lineage: Eukaryota; Metazoa; Cnidaria; Anthozoa; Malacalcyonacea; Plexauridae. The record is from the annotation of a GenBank genome assembly.
AUGAAACACAUCUGGGAACAUUUGCGUGUGAUCCUCAUCGAGUGUCAGCAUGGUUUUGUACCGGGCAAAUCGUGCACUGCUCAGCUCAUUGACGUUCUAGAUAAGAUUGGAAGAUUGCUCGACCGAGGAGAGCAGAUAGACGUCAUAUACCUAGAUAUGUCCAAGGCUUUUGACAGGGUGAAUCACAAAAUAUUGAUAGAAAAACUACGCCAUCUAGGAUUGACUAACCUCGUCAGAUGGUUCAAAUCAUACCUUUAUCGUCGCCGUCAACAGGUUACCGUCCUUGGAGCAACAUCACCCACCUUGCCGGUAACGUCUGGUGUUCCCCAAGGUUCUAUCCUCGGUUCUGUACUAUUUCUGUUGUACGUACUCAAUGAUUUACCUGACAAAUUCUCCUCAUCAAAGAUAGCUGCCUUCGCAGUUGACACGAAAAUCAUCAAGCGCAUUUCAAGUAUACCUGACAACAUUCACCUGCAGGAGGACUUGAAUAGCUUAGUGCAGUGGUCCAGUUCCACUGAUCUUACGUUUAACCCAAUCAAAUGCAAAGUUCAGACCAUAUCGCGCAAACGAAAGCCAAUCAAGACUUCUUACACCAUGGACGACUCAGAUUUAGAACAUUGCAGUCAUGAAAAAGACCUUGAAGUUUGGAUAUCAUCUGACCUGACGUGGAAGAAACAAGUGCAGACGCAAAGUGCUAAAGCCAACAAGAUCUUGGGCUAUGCAAAGAGAACAACACAGCGCAUAGGUAGUGUCAGAACUAGGAGAACAAUCUAUCUGACUGUUGUUCGUGCACAUCUUGCUUAUUCAUCGCAGGUCUGGGCCCCUCAAACUGUGGAACUGAUCAAAGAAAUAGAACGAAUUCAACGACGUGCCAACUAA